Messenger RNA from Dothidotthia symphoricarpi CBS 119687, 736 nucleotides. RefSeq lists its product as uncharacterized. Lineage: Eukaryota; Fungi; Ascomycota; Dothideomycetes; Pleosporales; Dothidotthiaceae. The record is from RefSeq and is a predicted model, not a curated record. The transcript has 2 exons. Gene Ontology annotation, biological process: mitotic sister chromatid cohesion. The coding region runs from base 81 to 527 and encodes 148 amino acids. Gene Ontology annotation, cellular component: Ctf18 RFC-like complex.
CGUCGCGUCCUUCACCAGUCGCAUACAUCUCUACUCUCAAUCCUCGCAACUCAGUACAACGCCACACCACACCACGCAAAAUGCCAACGAUUCCCCUCCACCUCCCCUCCUGUACCUCAACUGCCGUUGAGAACCCCCUCCCCCCACUCUUACACACGCCCUCAGGCCUCGCCCUCCUCGAACUCCAGGGCACAAUCCACUUCCCACCUCCGCCCGCUUCGUCAUCCGACCAGUCUACGCUCGUCGGAAAGCUUGUAUUCCCACUGUACAAUCCGCUGCUCAAUGACCCGAGCGAUACUAAGUGGAUGAAGCGCGUGUACUUUUACGUGGGCGAGAAUCAGCGCAUGGCAGGGGAAUGCAAGAAGCUGGGACGGCCGUUUGCUGUUGUUAGGAAGAAGGAGCGAGCUGGGGAUAGGGGUGUGGAUGUGGAUAUGAAUGAGGAGUUGGAGAUCGUGGAAGUAGUGAAAUAUAAGAUUGUGUUUUCUGCUAGACCCGAACCGGUUGGGAGGGGGGAGGAGGCUGGUUGAUGCAAAAUGAGAAUCAAAGUAAACUGAAAUAUUUGGGGUGAAGAAGAGAUGACGAUUCGACGAUUCGACUUGGAGGAACAUGGGAUCGACUCCUACUACGCAAGCUACGAAGCGAAAAUGGUCAAUCGCACUUACUCGUCUCUAAAACAUCAACUGUCGCCAUACAGUGGGAAAGAGUAGUCAUGAGUUGGUGUAAAGAAGCCUUACAU